UCUUUUUUAUCUUUUUAAAUUCGAUGAUAAUAAUGUGAUAUUUUAAAAUAUCUGCACUUAACAGUUCUUUCGACGUGUAUUACAUGUAGCAUUCAGAAAUGCGUCUGUAGGGAUGACAUUAAAAAACAUAAGAUGGACAAUCAGCGCUGCAGGCGUGGAACAAUUAUAACGUUUACUUUGUGGGCGCUUACAAUUGUUCUUUAUGCUAUUACAAUAGCAAUUAUUUCGAUCAACACUAAUGAAAGCAAUGCUGAUGCGAACAGGCAGUCUUCUGACGUCAACACAACAGAUGAGACAGCGGUAUUAUCUCAGCGCAUUACUGCAGUAUUCUUUUAUACAACCACGAUCGUACUACUUGUUUGUUUCACGUCAAGUUGUCUAUUUUUGCAUCUCAAAAUAUGCAACAGGGGAAACGACAAUCAGUCAUUUAAAAGAAACAGAACAAGGCACUGCAAUGAAGACACUGGAGAUGUUGAAUCGGAAGCCAUGAAUUUUCCUGAUCGUGUAACAGAGGGAAUUGAGAUAACUGGCAUAUCGAACGAUAUUGUUGAAAGUGUACCUCACCUAGGCAAUGAAAACGACGAUUGUUUUCUUAUAGGAAACAGAGUAAGUUACAUUGAUGAUGAGGAACUAGAAGCCUCAAAAUCUAAAUUAAAGCGGUGUAGCACAGAUAACAGCAAUAUCGUUUUCAAUUCUAAAAGAUAUGAGGGACAACUCAUAUCUGACAAGUCAAACUUUGUUAAAGACCAACAUGAGUCUGUCCAAAAGCAUUCUAUUCAAUAUAGUCUCGUAUUGAACGCAGCGAGUUUGCCUCAAGACGACUUAGUCUCAAAAACACAUACUGAAUUGAUGAAAAAUACUAGCAGUCCGCCUUGGUCAAUCCAACAAUCGAACACGAAUAAUGAUUAUAAUGCUUACAGUUAUCCUAAGUUCAUUUCUACAGAACGUAGUUAUACAAAACUAAAUGAAAAUGAACUUGCCCGAAGAACAACUGGCAAUCAGUCUUCGUAUGCUAGCAAUCAGUCGAAGAUGACUCCACCAGAAUGUUGUAAACACAGUGUAGACGGAGAUGAAACAGGGUCAAGACUAACGACUCAAAAGAUAUCCAGUAUUAACAACACGCCUUUGUCUGAACCUAGAAUUCAGUGUAAAGAAAACUUAAGUGACUUGAAUUAUAAUGUAAAAGUGUCAAUUGUUAAACCGUUAACAUCUGCAGAUGAAAAAACUUCUCCGACAGAGCAAAACGCAGCACAAAAAGACAUCGAUGUCAAGACUCGUUUGGACUGGGACAAAGUGUUCAGAUUUCUUGUUCAGAAUUUACCAGCUAUGGACUACAAACUUUUCUUUAUUAGCUUAUUUGGAGAGGCACCUUCUCACCUUCCUAAAGAAAUGGAUGUUUCUGCAAAAAUUAGUCAGAUAGAAUGCGAUGUAAAAGCAAAGUCUGGAGGAACAUCAUGUCUGAUAUUUGAGUUGUUUAAGUCAUGGAAACAGAUUCUUGGAACACAAGCCGAUACAACACUGAUUGAAAAUGCUUUAUCAGAGAUGCAGUACAAUGAUAUAUGGAGUCGGUUCAGAGAUUUUAUGAGAGAACCACCGUUAUUGCCAUUAAAGCUCGAAACAACAAAAACAUCAUAUGAAUAUCCGGAAAAACGUCUUGAUCAAACAAUGUUUUUCAACACUCCAAUGCAACAGGAGUCCCACGUAUUGGCGCUACAUGAUACAGUCCAAGCACAGCUAUGCAUUGGCUGUAGAUCAAACUUCCGCUUACAGACACAUGAGGAAAAUAGAAUUGCACUGGUAUGUCAUAACAAAAGAAACCAGUUAAUGAUAGAAGACACACCUGGCACAUCUGGACAAUGUGCAUAUAAUGUAUCAGAGUCAUUGCAAGUUAACGAAAGGAGAAAACGUCAAUGGGCAGAUACUUUUUCAUCUGAAUCGGAAAGUGAUGGCAGGGUAUGUAAGUACACUAGAACGGACGAGUAUUCGCCCUUUUUGUUCCAACGUUCCAAUGGAGAACGAAAGGAAACUAGAGAUGAACAAUCUAAACAAAAGAAAACAUCUGUCCCUUGGGAAAUAGUUGAUGAAAAUUUUAUCAUAAAUCUUAUCAAGAGAUUUCUUCCACUUGGGUGUCAAAUGCUGACGGCGGGUGAAUACAGAUUGUUUAUGCACCACACGAUAUCCGUUAUCAUGCAAAAGACAAGCGAAUCGGAAGAUGUCGUUACAUCCAUACAAAUCGAUGACUUUGAGGACAUGAAAGAAAUGAAAACUAAACGUGGGCAUGUAAGCUAUAGCAUUGAUACGGAAAAAGCUUUACUUACUCUCGGUCAAGAAGAAUGGGAUUGUCUCAGACUGUAUACCAAGUAUGCCCGAGAAAGUGUUCUGAAAAGACUUAAAAUGGACGAAAGUAAAUUGGCAAGCACUAGAUAUCUUUUCUUAGAAUUUGAUGGUCAUGCGGUUAUUGAAAAAAAUAUUAUAAAUGAAGCCAUCAGUUUGAAGGAAGAUGUUUCGAUUUCCAUGAAAGAAACCGCUCAAGACAACUCCGCUAAGACAGAGCAGGUGAACACAUGAUUGUUUAGUGAAAGGAAAGGAAAUGGAACAACGCUACAGAAAUUCAUAAAACUACCUGUUUAAGUUGGACAUAUAAUAACCGAAUGACUUGCACAAUAACUACAUUUGCAAUUUUUAUUUUAACUAAUUAGACUCACAUUUGUUUCUAUUCCCAAGUGACGUUACAUUAACAUGAUGCCUAAAUGUUCGUUUAUGUCUAAAGAUGGUUUCAACAACGAAAAUGAUUUUGAUAUGUUUAGAAUUUGUAUAAAUACUUUACAUAUGUAAGUUUCUUAAAGCAGAACUAGAACUGUACUUACUGAUGUUUCAGUUCUUGAUAUAUCAUAUUCAGGUAAAGUAUUUUUAAAAAUGUGCUUUAACAUUACUAUAUAAGUAUUAAAAGUAGUCAAAACUACAAAAACUUUUUAAAACAAGUCACUUUAUUUUUAACCAAGGUUUCGGCUACAUUAGCCUUCUUCAGGGUUCAAAAUAAACAUAACAAAGGAAGUGACGUCAACGUCAAACGACGUCGAUGACGACAACGUCAAAAUUAAACAAAGAGUUUGGCGUAAAAAUCAUAAACAGGAUCAUAGUAUGAUACAUAAAUACUGGUGAAAAAAUGCAGUAUAAGUGCAAUGAUUAAGGAAUGGCACCAGUAAAAACUGAUUAUGGAAUACAUACAAGAAAUAAAAUAUACGUAUAUAACAAGUAUUUCAGAAAGGCAUUAAUACAGAAUUUUUGAAUUCAUUCCUUGUGGAGACAUUACUGUAAUUCAUUUCGGGUUGAUUCCUACAUACAACUCAGUAUUGUUAUAUUUAAUUUAUCUGAUCCUUCGGAAAGGUUAAAUAUAACAUAGGCAGUGUAACUAAAAUUCAAACUUCAAGUAGGAAGUAUCUAUUUUACAUAUAUGUGUAGCUAACUGCAUCAAAGUAUGUAGCCUGAAAAAAAUAUUUCAGAUAUCAUUUUCGGAAAAAAGCUAUUUGAGCUGAAAAAAAAAAUGAUCCCGGGUAAAAUAUUUGGAAAAAAUGGAGACAACUCCACUAUGACUUUACUGUAGGCUUAGGUGGCUAUUGACCAAGUACCCCAUGCAAACUAUGCACAUUUUACCUCAACGCAGGGAAGAAGUAUGCAUAAUUAUGUAUAAUUGCCACAAGGAUUAACAAUCUGAAUAGAAAACUGUGUAAAGAUCAAAUAAGUUAAUGCCCUGGGGAAAGUGUGACAUUUUCUGUGGUCAAAUUUGUCAACAAAUAGACGAUUAUUUUAAAAAAAGUCAAAACCUACACAAGGUGAAAUAUGUAGAAAAGGCUACUGCUGGAAAGAGAACAAUCUCUACUAUCCAUAUAUAUGCGUCAAAGUAUGGAAAAAGCAUCUAGAAAUAUGAGAAUAUCGAAGAAAUCAAUUUCAGGACUGUUCGAUGCAUGACUCAUUAAAAGAGUCCAGCUCAACCUGGGAGUAGAGGGCAUGGACGGUAGCAUGCAUUACCACUACCGUCCAUGAACAGGCUCAGUCUAACCGAACCUGCAACAUAUUCAUUUAUGUCGUGUUUACGAUUGCCAUUUUUGCAAAAGCUUUUUUGACAGUUUUUCAAAGGUCAUUUGAUAGCAAGGAAUACAACGAAGAAAAUAACAGAACAAUUUCAUUUAGUCUGUUUAUCUGAGGCACUGCGGCAUCCUAUGCCUCCCAUGCUCUCUAGAAAAGACUUAAUGCAGAAAAUAUUGAAUGCACGUUUAGAUCACAAUGGGCCAGGAAAUCGGAAAGAUUUAAAUCAUUUGCUUUACAAACUGCUUAUGGCUGAGCGUUGUAUUUCAUGACCUUAGAGGGUUAAUAUUCAACGAUAUUAAGACAGUGACCAUUUACAUGCAUUUUUAUGUAAGUAUCCCUUACGGCAUUUCUUUAAAAAAAAAUGAUCUGGUUAUGCAAACUCUGUAACGGUUGUUUCUUUUUUAGGAAAAUUGGACUACCCGCAGUUGUUUUAAAAGUUCUUGUAAUAUUUCUUCAGUUAAGCCACAAAACUUGACAGGUGAUAAACUUGACAAUGCCUCUGCUUUAUGUAAACCGGAGACUACAGCCGCUUUCAUUCAUACGGUUUCAAGUGAACAUUCUAAUUUUGGAAAUGUUGUUUUGAGCACAUAUAUAAAUUUUCGUGGAUAUGAUAAAAAACGUCUAUCAAGAACGGCAAUCUAAGGACUCGCCCUUUGCCCAAUGCAAUCUUUACGGUAUCCUAUAAAAUUUUGACACAUGUGCGUUCAAGUCUACAUACAUGUAUCUCUUUUGCCCGUAUAUUUCAAAAUGUUAUUCAUCAACCUUACAAGUUUUGGCAUGUUUUUUUUACAAAAGUAAUGUAGAAAAUGAAGAAUAUGCCUUAUAAAACGAAAAAUUUAUUAUGUUUUCAAUUUACUGUAAACGUAUUUUCAGUAAUUUGAAUCCUUUCGAAACAGUAUUUCAGUCAAGUUCUGUUAGCGGUCAGGCAUUGGUCUUAUUGCAUUCGUCUAUUUUUAGUUCGAGAUUAGCACAUUGUACGUGACGGAAACCCUUUUUGGGGAAUUUACAAACUUGAAAGACUAUCGUUCAGCAAAAACAAAUAAUAUCACAAAGGUCAUCUUCUCAACAACGCAAUUUUCUGGUACUUGACUAAUAUAAUCCAAAUACUGGAACAUUUUUUACACAUAAAGAGUAACAUACAGUAAAAUUUAUUCACAGAAUCAUAAUUCCCCUGGAAUAGAAGGUCCACUACUCGAUAUUUGUAUAUAACGGAUAUUUUUGCCAGAUCUGACCCAUUCUAAACAGCUGUUUCCAGGAAAGCAUGACUCUUUCAGAGUAGGCCCUAUUGCAAACAUUGGAAACAAAUAAUUAUGGAAAUAUAUAAUGGGAGUUAACCGUGUAAAAGAAAAACACUUUUGAUAUAAAAACUAUCAGAUGGGAAAAUUGUUCGCAAAGUUAGCCUAUGAAGGUUUCCAUUAAUUUUAAACAAGAAAUUUUAUCCCCAUAGAGGGAGGUGGGGAGUAAUUUUAUUGCCUUGUGCAAUUUAAAGGGUUGAGCGCAUUAGAAUAUAUAUGCAACCAUUAUAUGAA
This is a messenger RNA of Mercenaria mercenaria, 5618 nucleotides long. RefSeq lists its product as uncharacterized. The record is from RefSeq and is a predicted model, not a curated record. NCBI's taxonomy places the organism in Eukaryota, Metazoa, Mollusca, Bivalvia, Venerida, Veneridae. The transcript is spliced from 9 exons. Bases 133 to 2568 code for a protein of 811 amino acids.